This is a messenger RNA of Owenia fusiformis, 5371 nucleotides long. The record is from the annotation of a GenBank genome assembly. NCBI's taxonomy places the organism in Eukaryota, Metazoa, Annelida, Polychaeta, Sabellida, Oweniidae.
AAUUUUGUGACAGGUUAUAUACAAAUUAUGCGUGCUGUACUUCAUCUUGGGUGUCAAUGACGUACCUUCUCAUUGUAUUAUGAAUGAGCGGUGCACAGGUAUAACUUGUUAAAAUGUAGCAAAAAUCUGAAAUCAGUCCCGAAGAUGUAAAAGUCAGCUGUCAGUAUUGAGAAGAAUGGAUGAUACAGACAAGUAUCCUGUACGAGAGCCUAAGAUGCCACGCAUAUCUGGAGCUCAAAAUGUUGAUGACCGAGAUCAUGCUCAGCAGAGGGCAGCACAGGAGGCUCGUAUGAUCGCACGCUGGACGCGAGAAGAUCUAGAAGACAAAUACUUGAGACUUUAUGAGGAGAAUAUUAUCAUCAAGAAACAUGCCAGAAAACAAGAAGACAAAAUUAAAAGGAUGGCCACAAAACUAUUGCGAUUGGUCAGUGAUAAAAAGAAGAGAGAAGGGGACCAAGGAGGGCGCAAAGGAAGAGACAUUGAGACUGAAGAAAUGGUUGAAGAACUUCAAAGCAAAGUCAGGGAUUUAGAAAAACAAAACUCUAUGUUUAAAGAAAAGUUAAUGGUGACAAAGGCUCAACUGCAAACACAGGGAAAAAGACAUACUCCAUAUGGACAUGUGCCUUCUAGGAUUAACACUGGUAUACCAAAACCUCCACCAGAUCCACGAGUUGCCAAAAAUAUACGAGUGAUGGGUCCGCCCCGUGAUACACAACGCACUGUAAAUAGUCCCGGCUUGCCAAGAUAUGGACAUAGUCUGCUAGAGGAGGCGAGGGAAGAGAACAGGCACCUGGAACAUGUGAUAGAUCAACUCAAUGACCAGUUAGGGGUUUACGAACAAGACAUUGAGAUGCUCAAAGAGGAGGUGAGAAUGAAAGAAUCUGACUUCGAAGAAGAUUUAUUAAAAAUUAAACAACAAAUGACAGCUGGACAGAGGACGAAUAUACAAGAAAAUAUUGACAUUAUACGUCUACAGAGGGAGAUUAAAGAAAAAUCAACCAAGUUAACAGCUCUUCAGGAUAAAUAUACUCAAUUAGAACAUAAACUGCGGAAUGUGACUGAGAGUCAUGACCAGAUCUUAGAAGAGAUGGAGAGUUUGUCCCAACAACUGAAAGACUCACAGAACAAGAAUCUCACUCUACAGAAUGAACUGAAAGGGGGCUCAGCAUCUCAGAGAACCAUCUUGGAGCUUGAGGAGCAGUUAGUUGAUUUGAAGAAAGAACGUGAUAUUCUUACAGAGGCCAAUGAAAAACUAGUCAGCAGUGCAUUUGAUCUCGAGCGUGAAAGAGAGUGGAGACAGCGGGAAAAUGCCCUGAAGGUACAAGUGGCGCAACUUGAGGCAACUCUCAAAGCAGAUGUAGGAGAGAAGGGAGGCAUUCUAGACAGACUCACAACUGAGAGAGAGGACCACGAACAGCUACAGAAUGACUUCAGGGAGGUCCAAGUGAAAUAUUUCCAACUGAAGGAGGAGCAUGAUGAACUGUCUCAGAAGAUGCAGUUCUUCACACGUGAAUCAGCUGUUGACUUCCAAGAGAUAGAAGAAGCUCUUGUGAUUGUUAAACAGAGAAAAGAGAAAGGGACUCAAGAUCUGGACUUCUUGGAGAAAGUAGAUGGUGUCAAACAGAAAGAUGCUACUAAGGAAAUUCUUGAGAUCCAAGCAGAGUAUGCUGAAACCAUUAAUGAACUAGAGAAGACACGUAACAUGUUGAUAGUGCAACAUAGGAUCAAUAAAGACUACCAGACAGAGGUGGCAGCAGUGACUUCAAAGAUGGAGGAAAAUCGUAAAGAAUAUGAGACAAAGUUAGAGGAAUAUGCACAACUGCUGGAUAUCAGGGCAGCUAGAAUUAAGAAACUAGAGGCUCAAAUGAAGGAUGUUGCAUAUGGUACUAAACAAUAUAAGAUCAGAGAGAUGGAAGAAAGUGAAGUUGAAGAAAUUGAUGAAACUUUACAUCUUGAACGAGGACAUAAUAUGUUUGAAAUACACAUUUCUAAGGUGCUGCUAUCUAAAGAGGCUCUGAAAUUCCUGGGAGAUGAUGAACCUACAACGUUCUGUACCUGGGAGUUUUACGAGUUUGAAAUCCAAUCAACGCCUGUAGUUAAAGGUGCCAGGGUAGAUAUUAACUUCACCUCCCAGUACGAGGUCAAGGUCGAUGAUAUAUUCCUCCACUACCUACAGAAAGAUGGCGCCACAUUAGAGCUCCACCAAUCAUAUGGCACAGAUUAUCGUACUGUGGGGGCAUGCCAGUUGAAAUUCACUGAUAUAUUUGAUAAACCAAGUGGCAGAAUCCAUGGGAAUGUGACAGUUCUAGGGGUAUCACAUGGAGAAGGCAAUGGCUUGAACCUAGGCACUGUAGAAUACUGGGUUAGACUAAGAGUGCCAAUGGACCAGGCACUUCGAUUAUACAAGGAGAGAACUAAAGCUCUGGGUUACUUGGCUACCAAUCUUAGGACAACAGAACAAGCUCUUGAGGCCCUUGAUGAAACUGCUGCACAGAGGCCUUCAGACAAUGUCAAUCAGUUGCAGAUAAAGGUCAUCAGAUGUGCAGGAAUUAAAGCAAGGAGAAAGGAUGUGCAGCCUUCGCCAUAUUGCGUUUACAAGUUCUUCGACUUCCCAGACCAUGACACUACAAUCAUACAGAGUUCAAAUGAGCCUCAGUUCAACGACCAUAAAUCAUUCCCAGUUGCCAUGACAGCAGACCUAGAUCGCUACCUUAAAAGCCAUCCAUUACAAAUCUAUGUAUUUGAUGACACUGACCCUGAGGAGGUGGAAUAUUUGGGUAGAACUGAUGUACCUCUGUUAGCCCUGGCACAUGAUAAAGCAAUACAAGGGACGUUUGAGCUCAAACAGAAAAGUGGUGCUAUAAAUGGAACUAUUGAAGUGUACUUACAAUGGCAAUAUACAUACAUCCCUCCUAAAGUGGGGACUAAAACUCCUGCUCAGAUAUUAGCCACAACUCCAGCUGAGAAACCAGGGCAACCAAUAUUCCUUCCAGGGGAGGAUGAGAUAGCCCAGAGUCCUGCAGUGUCUGGAUCAGUCACCUUUGCUAUGACUCCUGGGGAAAUACCUCCCUCGGGUCCAAAAGCAAUGUCUACCCCCAUUCCUAUUGAUAAAGAAAUCCGUCCCAGUACUGCUCAAAAUAGGCCCCAACCAACACCAUCCAAGUCCUCAUACAAACCAGAUGUUGUUCAAAUGAAACCCCAAGUAGUACAAGGCCAGAAGAAACAAAGGUCUCCACCACAGGAGGAUCAGGGAUCAGCAGCCUCAGCUUCUGAUAGCAACCAAGAUGAACCAGAGAGCACUGGGAUAGCAGGGACUCCUCUAAAGGAGCCUCACCCCCCUACCCCUCAGAAGCCACCCAGGCCCCUACCUAAAGCUCGGACCCUCAAGCGAGAAGAUGGCAGCAAAAUUGCAGCAGCAGCUGUUGGUGUGGCAGCUGUGGCUGGAGGGGUUGCUAUGGCAAAUGCAGAGACCCCCACAAUAACUAUCACCGAUUCAAGCGUAGGAGAGAUGAUUGAAGAUGAUGAUGAUGGAGGGACAGAAAACAAUAAAACAGAAGAGAGCUCUUCAGAUCAGGAGGUGAAAAAAGCAAAAGAAGUGAUGCGAAAGGCACUCCUAAAAAAGCAGAAUGCAAAAUCUGAUAAAGAAUCAAAGAAAACCACCAAAGAAGAAGAAGAAGAUGAGGGAGAUCUCGCAAAAACAUCACUUAGUCUAACCGAGGCCUCUGAUACAACGUUCACAGUGUCCUCUGUGUCUGAGCUUGAUGACACACAGGGGGAUGGAAAUGACACACUGGAUGAUGGAGAUGACACACUUGAGACAACUGAUCCUGGAAUGAGGAUCAACCCUAAAAAAUCAAAACAAGAAUCAAAAUCUUUGGAAGCUGAUUCUGAUAAAACACCACCAGCUGAAGAAAAAUCUAAAGGGAAGAAGGAGAAAAAGUCUUUAUUUGGGCGGUCUCCAUCCCCUUCCAAGAAAGAAGCAAAGGAAAAGGGUUCAGGCAAGAAAAAAGAAGGAAAGGAUGAGAAGAACAAGAAAAGGGAAAAUGAAGCGGAUGAUGUUUCCCAGGAAGGCUCCCAGGACAGUUCUCAUUCAGAUAAAAAGAAAAAGGGAAAAUUCACCUUCAAAGGCUUGUUUAGUAAAAACAAAGGGAAAGAAGACAGUAAGAAAGACAAGAAGGACAAGAAAAAGUCUAAAGAAGCUGCCCAACCUCCCGAGGAGGAAGAUGAAGAAGACAGUGAUGAUGACAUUGUUGUAGCAACAGGAGCCAUGGCAACAGGACAAUCAGAUACAAUGUUUGGUGACCAAGGUGAUGAUGAUGAUGAGGAUUCGUCACUUGGAGAUGAGGUAGACCUCCCCCAGGAUAGUCUAGCUGAUACAUAUGGGGAGACAUUGGAGAGAGAGUCUGACAGCGAGGGGGUAGUAGUCUCCCCUGCACCCCCCAGGCCAGUCUCACAGGCUGGGAACCCGAAUGUUGUUAUAAUCACAAUCUCAAGUGUGAGCCUAGAUGAAGAUUCCCCAGUGAUGUCAGACCCUAGUGUUCAAAUGCUGUUUGUGGAAUACAGGUUUCUACAGUAUCCCCCUGAAGAACUAGAAACUGUAUCUUUACCUAAACCAAAACCAAACAGAGAAGCAUCUUACAAUUUCAGGAAAGUGUUCCAUGUUGACUACGAGGAGAACUUUGAAGUAAGACAGUACCUAGCCAGCAUGCUUCUACCCGAUGACCCUAAUGAAGGAAAGGUAAGGUUCACUGUUGUAUCUGAACCUCCAGAAAACGAAGAAGAAGAUUCCAACGCUGACUGUCAGGACAUAGGUGUUGCUUAUGUCAGCUUUCUAGAUGAUAUUCUCAAACCUGGGCAUGAUAUUGUUGAUCAAGAUGUACCAUUGUAUGACGCUGAAGGUGAUGAUGUGAUAGGAUCAUUGAGAUUAACAGUAGAGUGUUACGCUGCAUUGGCUGCAAUUCAACAAGAAAUGGAUGAAGCACAGCAAUAGCACAUUGUAAAGAGCACUACAAUAAUAUAGUGUUACUAGCACUACAAUAUUUGCAGUGUUACUAUAGCACUACAAUUUUAGUACAGUGUAUUUUGUUUACACUGGUAUUACAUAAUUUUAGUGUUGAAAUGCAUUGAUGCAGGUUAGCUGUGGUAUAUCUGUCUUGAGAUCUAUCUGCUAUACUAGAUACUGAUAUACAAACUAUUUUUUUCAAGAAUCUGCACAACAGACAUUAUUACAGUUUAUACUCAAAUAAAUUAUAUUACUAUUCUAGUAUUUUAAAAUGCGUCCAUCCAGUGCUUAGUAUAGUAGAUCGUAAAUUUUGAACAUUUAUUUAUUUAUGAAUAUGAUGAUUAAAUAUAUGUACAUUUGUAUUGUAAA